This is a messenger RNA of Torulaspora globosa, 1203 nucleotides long. It is a transcript of the gene BAT1, whose product is annotated as branched-chain-amino-acid transaminase BAT1. The transcript has a single exon. The coding region runs from base 1 to 1203 and encodes 400 amino acids. The record is from RefSeq and is a predicted model, not a curated record. Gene Ontology annotation, cellular component: mitochondrion. Gene Ontology annotation, biological process: L-valine biosynthetic process; L-leucine biosynthetic process. Lineage: Eukaryota; Fungi; Ascomycota; Saccharomycetes; Saccharomycetales; Saccharomycetaceae. Gene Ontology annotation, molecular function: branched-chain-amino-acid:2-oxoglutarate transaminase activity.
AUGAUGUUGCAAGGACAAAGAAUAAGAUGUGGAGUCGUAAGACUUCUUCCGUUGUUGAGAAGAUCGAUGACUACGGGUGCAGCGCCAUUGGAUGCUUCCAAACUGAAGAUUACGAGGACUAAAACGCCCUCGCAGCCCAAACCGAACGAUGAAUUGGUGUUUGGUAAGACCAUGACCGAUCACAUGUUGACCAUAGAAUGGGACAGGACUAACGGAUGGGCCGUUCCCGAGAUCAAGCCCUACUCGACCUUGAAUCUGGACCCAGCCUGUUGUGUAUUCCACUAUGGGUUCGAACUGUUCGAGGGUCUGAAGGCUUACAGAACUCCAGAUGACAAAAUCACCAUGUUCAGACCAGAUAUGAACAUGAAACGUAUGAACAAGUCUGCAGCCAGAAUCUGUCUGCCCACCUUCGACUCCCAGGAGUUGAUCGCCUUGAUUGGAAAAUUGAUCCAGCAGGACAAGCACCUGGUUCCAAAGGGCACCGGGUACUCCUUGUACAUCCGACCAACUAUGAUUGGAACCACCGACUCUUUGGGAGUUAGCGUCCCAGACAAGGCGCUGUUGUUUGUCAUCGCUUCUCCAGUCGGGCCUUACUACAAGACUGGUUUCAAAGCAGUGCGCCUCGAGGCCACCGACUAUGCCACUAGGGCUUGGCCAGGUGGUGUUGGUGACAAGAAAUUAGGUGCCAACUAUGCUCCAUGUAUCUUGCCUCAGCUGCAGGCCGCGGGAAGAGGCUACCAGCAAAACUUGUGGCUGUUUGGCCCAGAGAAGAACAUCACCGAGGUUGGUACUAUGAACGUCUUCUUUGCCUUCCAGGACAAGAAGACUGGCAAGAAGGAGUUAGUUACCGCUCCCUUGGACGGCACCAUUCUUGAAGGUGUCACCAGAGAUUCCAUCUUGGAGCUGGCUAGAGAAAAGCUAGAUCCAAGCGAGUGGGAAAUCAAUGAGCGUUACUACAGCAUCAAUGAAGUUGCUGAGAGAGCUGCGAAGGGUGAGUUGUUGGAAGCCUUUGGCUCUGGUACUGCUGCUGUGGUAUCCCCAAUCAAGGCCAUCGGAUGGCAAGGAAAUGACAUCGAUGUCCCACUGCUACCUGGUGAGCAAAGUGGCCCACUGACGAAGCAAUUAGCUAGCUGGAUCGCAGCUAUCCAGUACGGUAAAGAGCAGCACGGUAACUGGUCACAAGUUGUUGCCGAUUUAAAUUGA